CUAAAAGUCCAGCGCGGCAACUGGCUUCCUCUAUAAAUACAUUUCCUACAUCUUUACUUUUCCUCACAAUCUAUCAAACAAUACUCUUGUGAUCAUAUCAUCCAUAACAAUCCCACAACUUCUUUCUCUGCCUCUUCUUCCAUCCUCCUUCACUUCCCCUCCGGUGGCAGACUUGCCGGUGAAAAUGGACGUUCGCCGGAGAUCUGAAGAGGCUGUUUACUCAUCAAAGGUCUUUGCCGCCGAUGAAAAACCUCUCAAGCCUCACAAGCAACAACAAGAAGAAGACAAUACCCUUCUCAUUGAUGCCUCUGAUGCCCUUCCGCUCCCUUUGUAUUUUACUAAUGGGUUGUUUUUCACCAUGUUUUUCUCUGUUAUGUAUUUUCUUCUUUCUAGGUGGCGUGAGAAAAUCAGGAAUUCUACUCCUCUCCAUGUUGUUACGCUUUCUGAAUUGGGUGCUAUUGUUUCGUUGAUCGCUUCUGUUAUUUAUCUUCUUGGGUUCUUUGGGAUUGGGUUUGUUCAGACAUUUGUGGCUAGGGGGAAUAAUGAUUCUUGGGAUGAGGAGGAUGAAAAUGAUGAGCAGUUUAUCUUGGAGGAAGAUAGUCGUCGUGGACCUUGCGCCGCUGCGACUACUCUUGGUUGUGCUGUCCCUACACCACCUGCUAAACAUAUUGCACCAAUAGUACCACAGCAACCUGCUGUAUCCAUUGCAGAGAAACCUGCACCGUUGGUUACACCAGCAGCAUCUGAGGAAGACGAAGAGAUAAUAAAAUCUGUGGUGCAAGGGAAAAUUCCAUCGUACUCUUUGGAAUCCAAACUCGGUGAUUGUAAGAGAGCUGCAUCGAUCAGGAAGGAGGUGUUGCAGAGGAUUACAGGGAAGUCUCUAGAAGGGCUACCAUUGGAUGGAUUUAACUAUGAAUCCAUUCUCGGGCAGUGCUGUGAGAUGACAAUUGGUUAUGUGCAGAUACCCGUGGGAAUAGCAGGGCCAUUGUUGCUUAAUGGGAGAGAGUAUUCAGUGCCGAUGGCAACCACAGAAGGAUGUUUAGUGGCUAGCACCAAUAGAGGUUGCAAGGCUAUCUAUGCUUCUGGUGGCGCCACCAGCAUUUUGCUCCGUGAUGGAAUGACCAGAGCACCCUGUGUCAGGUUCGGCACAGCCAAAAGGGCAGCAGAGUUGAAGUUCUUUGUUGAAGAUCCUAUCAACUUUGAGACACUUGCUAAUGUUUUCAACCAAUCAAGCAGAUUUGCCAGAUUACAAAGGAUUCAGUGUGCAAUUGCGGGAAAGAAUCUGCACAUGAGAUUUGUAUGUAGCACCGGUGAUGCAAUGGGAAUGAAUAUGGUGUCCAAAGGUGUACAAAAUGUUCUUGAUUACCUUCAGAAUGAAUACACUGACAUGGAUGUCAUCGGCAUAUCUGCGAACUUUUGCUCGGAUAAGAAGCCAGCAGCAGUUAAUUGGAUUGAGGGGAGAGGAAAGUCUGUAGUUUGUGAGGCAAUUAUCACGGAAGAGGUGGUGAAGAAAAUUCUGAAAACUGAGGUUGCUGCUCUUGUGGAGCUGAACAUGCUUAAAAAUCUUACUGGCUCUGCAUUGGCUGGUGCCCUUGGUGGUUUCAAUGCCCAUGCCAGCAAUAUUGUCUCAGCUGUGUAUAUAGCCACUGGUCAGGACCCAGCACAAAACAUAGAGAGUUCACACUGCAUCACUAUGAUGGAGGCUGUAAAUGAUGGCAAGGACCUCCAUAUUUCUGUUACAAUGCCUUCCAUUGAGGUUGGUACUGUUGGUGGUGGAACUCAGCUUGCAUCUCAGUCAGCUUGCUUAAACUUAUUGGGAGUGAAAGGUGCCAACAGAGAGGCACCAGGGUCAAAUGCAAGGCUUUUGGCCACAAUAGUAGCUGGUUCUGUUCUUGCCGGGGAGCUAUCCCUCAUGUCAGCUAUCUCAGCUGGGCAUCUGGUUAAUAGCCACAUGAAAUACAAUAGAUCUACCAAAGAUGUCACCAAGGCAUCCUCCUAAGCCGGGGAAUACAAUCCAUUCCCCACCUUGUAUUUGAAGCUGUACACAGAUGCUCCAGCAAGUAGCUUCCAUUUAAGAAUGAUCAGUAUUAGGAAUAAAUAAAUAUAUAAAGCAAAAUGAAAAAAGAAAACAAUAAAAAUAAAGAGAAGAGGGGUAGAGACAAGUUUGAACAACUGUUGGAAGCUGAAAAAAGGGAAGUCCUGGAGAAAGAUCAGAAGACAAAUACAUCCAACUUCUUUUUCUUUGUGAAGAUGGUAGGGUCUCUCAGUGAUCUUGAUGACAUCUGUUAGCUGCCAACACUUAGUAUCAUUCAAUGUGCCAAAUGAGAUACCCUUUUCGUUUCUUUUGUAUUGUUACUUUGUUUGUUAAUUGUCAUUUCUUUGUAAUUUCUGUUGGUGGGUUUGUCUGGAUCUGAUUGCAAAGAGUGUGUUCUUGUAUAUGAAAAUGAGUUCUUUUAUUCAAAUGAAUUGUUGCGUCUUUGUUGCCA
Molecule: messenger RNA, 2486 nt
Organism: Capsicum annuum
Lineage: Eukaryota; Viridiplantae; Streptophyta; Magnoliopsida; Solanales; Solanaceae
Product: 3-hydroxy-3-methylglutaryl-coenzyme A reductase 2
Exons: 4
Coding region: 185-1999 (604 amino acids)
Biological process (GO): isoprenoid biosynthetic process; sterol biosynthetic process; coenzyme A metabolic process
Cellular component (GO): endoplasmic reticulum membrane; peroxisomal membrane
Molecular function (GO): hydroxymethylglutaryl-CoA reductase (NADPH) activity; protein binding
Source: RefSeq, a predicted model, not a curated record